AUGCCACCAAAAAAUGCCAAGGCAAGCGGAUCCUCCAACAAGGUCAAGGAAGACAAGACCUUUGGAAUGAAAAAUAAAAAUAAAUCAGCCAAAGUCAAGCAGCAAGUAGCACAAAUCCAGGCGCAAGCCGCCGUUACCGGCAAAUCACGUACUACUCUCGAGAAAGAGAAGGAAAAAGCUCUACGGGAAAAGGCAAAGUUAGAUGAAGAGAAACGCAAAAAGGAAGAAGCAGCAUUCUUCAAGCCGGUACAGACUCAGAAAGUACCGUUUGGCGUUGACCCCAAGACAGUGCUGUGUGUGUUCUUCAAGACCGGGACCUGCGAGAAGGGGAACAAGUGCAAGUUCAGCCACGAUGUCAAUGUGGGCCGGAAGGUGGAGAAGAAGAAUUUGUACGAGGAUACGAGAGAGGAGAAACUCAAAGAUACGAUGGAUACAUGGGACGAGGAAAAGCUCCGCAGCGUCGUGCUCUCGAAAUCAGGAAAGCCUCGCACAACUACAGAUAUUGUCUGCAAACAUUUUAUUCAAGCCAUCGAAACAGAAAAGUUUGGAUGGUUCUGGGAAUGUCCAAAUGGCGAAAACUGCAUGUAUCGGCAUGCCUUACCGCCCGGAUUUGUCCUUAAAUCUCAAAGGAAGGCUCUGGAAGCCGCAGCGAAAGCUAAUACCAUCAGUAUUGAAGAAUUUCUUGAAGUUGAGCGUCACAAACUGGGCCCUAAUCUUACGCCAGUGACGCCUGAAACAUUCGCUCAUUGGAAAAAGACACGUAUGGAUAAAAAAGAGGCAGAAGAAGAAGCUUUGCGCAAGGCCAAGGACGCUCAGCAUGCUGCAGGAAAGAACGUCGGCAUGAGUGGUAGAGAUCUGUUCCAAUACAACCCUGAAUGGUUCGAGGAUGAGGAUGAAGAUGGCUCUGAAGACUGGGACUUUGAAAAAUAUUUGAAAGAGAAAGCUGAGGCAGAUGCUGCAGAGGAGGGCUAUGAUUAUGAAAUUCAAGGCAUUCGAGAGGAAGGCGCUGAGGGUAGCGGGGGAGGGCAAGAUUAA
This is a messenger RNA of Guyanagaster necrorhizus, 1035 nucleotides long. RefSeq lists its product as uncharacterized. The coding region runs from base 1 to 1035 and encodes 344 amino acids. NCBI's taxonomy places the organism in Eukaryota, Fungi, Basidiomycota, Agaricomycetes, Agaricales, Physalacriaceae. Gene Ontology annotation, molecular function: metal ion binding; mRNA binding. The record is from RefSeq and is a predicted model, not a curated record. Gene Ontology annotation, biological process: cytoplasmic translation. Gene Ontology annotation, cellular component: cytosol. The transcript is spliced from 8 exons.